AUGUCAUUCGCCAAGAAACACAGUUGGUGUGAAGAAUCCAUAGAUCCACAGACGAGCAUUUUCUAUCCGCCCAACCCAAUGUCAGUCGGACCAGAAACUCUAAUGGAGCUAGUGCAACAGGAGUUUGGAGAAUGGAGCGAGAGGUCUGCGUGCAAUACUACAAAAAGGGCGCAAGAAGCCCCUCGGUAUCGACCUCUAAGCGACACUGUGAGUCCAAAGGCUGGUCCGAAUGAUAUCCAUCAAUUACCUCAAGUACACCUCACUCCUACUCUCCAUCCCAACAGCGAUGGGUUCAUUUUCGGUAACACAAUGGAGUACCAAGCAUUCCUCGGCCCCCCCGUAGCUCUUCCUUCCGUCAGCAUGGCUUCGACCCGGAAGGUUGAAUUGGAGCUCAUCAAUCCGUUUGCGCGAAAUCGUGACCGAAGGCAUAAGUUCUCAAGAGAUAUCAUUAUACCCCCAGUGGAUGGGGAAAUAAGCAGCUAUAUAAAAGUAAAGCUGCGUGUAUCCAACGGUCGCCACGCCAGCGAGAAUCGCCAAAUCGUCAAGCGUGGCUGCUCGAACAUUCGAACAGCAAUUCCUAUAAACUCGGAAAGUUGUUCACAGAGAGAUGAUGGCAGUCUCCAGCUUGUGUCUCCCUCCAUGCCUCCAAGUAUUGGCAUACAUAGUGUCCUUCAUGAGAAUCAGUUGGAUGGACAGUGCCUGAGAUUCUCCAUGGCACAGGAAGACCCAUCUGUAAAGCACGCGUUACUGGCAUUGAGCGGCAGUUAUUGGCUCGAUUACAACUCGCAACCAAGCCUUCGAGAGCGUGUUAAUUAUAACUAUGAUCAAGCCAAAGAGAUGAUAAGCGUCGCACUGAGAAAACCACAAACCCAAGCCAUUGGGCAGGGUGAUAAUCUCAUUGCUACCAUAGUGCUCCUUGUAGUAGAUGAUUGUGUGAACUGGGAAUUGCGUAUUAAUAAUGCGGAACCAAAUUGGAUGUUGGCUGCUCGCGCUGCAAGGCACGGAUAUGCAAACUGGAUAGCUCUUGCGUGCAUCCUCGGAGAACUCGUAACCCCGCUAGCAUCGAGGGGGAACCCAAAUGCUUACGGCUGGCUCCUAGCAGGUACACAAAAAGAGAGCUGGAAGAUCCACGGUAGCACAGGUCUGUGUCCGAAAUUACUUCACAUAAUCUCACAGAUAACUUAUCUAUCUGUUUUGGUGAAGGAAGAUGCCUCGACGGCCCCUAUUUACGCUGCAAAGGUGAUUUGUAGCGGGCUAAAGUCGUUCCAUCAAUGGUCAGAACUCUCUGAUGGUUACCCAAGUGCCGAAGAGCUGCUCCGUUCAUGCGAUUUGGAUGAAACUGGGAAAGUCCAGACUGCGACAAAAGUUACCGAACUUACUGGGGAAACUUGGGUCGCUGCCGCCCAGAUCUAUCUCUAUUGCCGACUGCUUAGAAAACCUCGCUACCACCCCGACGUCCAAAAAAGCGUAAAAACUCUAUGGAAGUGCGUUACUCGGAUGCCAUAUUCAGGGAUUCUGUUCACUUCCCAGGCGCCUUUUUGUCCUAUUUUCAUUGCUUCUCUCGUUUCUAUAGAGAAAACGGAUAGAAGGAUAGCCGAGGAGUGGUUUACAACAGUAGGCUUGAAAGGUAAAUGUAGAUCGUAUAUAAUAGCCCUUACUUCCGCAAUGGAAUAA
This is a messenger RNA of Microsporum canis CBS 113480, 1674 nucleotides long. RefSeq lists its product as hypothetical. Gene Ontology annotation, molecular function: transcription cis-regulatory region binding; DNA-binding transcription factor activity. Bases 1 to 1674 code for a protein of 557 amino acids. Gene Ontology annotation, biological process: positive regulation of transcription by RNA polymerase II. The record is from RefSeq and is a predicted model, not a curated record. Gene Ontology annotation, cellular component: nucleus. The transcript has 8 exons. NCBI's taxonomy places the organism in Eukaryota, Fungi, Ascomycota, Eurotiomycetes, Onygenales, Arthrodermataceae.